Vitrella brassicaformis is the source of this 576-nucleotide messenger RNA. NCBI's taxonomy places the organism in Eukaryota, Vitrellaceae. The record is from the annotation of a GenBank genome assembly.
AUGCGACCGGCGCAUGCAGGAGACACCGUCAACUGGGACGUGAUGUGGUGGACGGAGAGGCACCCCUUCGUGUGGCAGGACCAGGCCGACUCCCUCAAGUCAUUGGCCCAGGAUGAUCCCCAAAGAUACUGCGAGCUCACCGAGAAGUGGCUGCCCAGGAUCCAACGUGAGCCACGAAGGUUUUCAUUUACCCACCCUGAGCUAGAUUUCAUGGGCACGAUCGACUGGACGAAUCCCGACGACCCCGACUGGUGAGCAGAAUGACCCAGCCCACGCCUGAAACGAAGUGCACACAAACAAAUGCAGGACGCCUGCGCGUGACGAGGAGGGCCACCUGUACGAUGAGGAUGAUGACGAGCCAGGAGAGGACAUGAUGGAUGAGGGCUGACCGGAUAAGGCCCGACAGAUGGAUGGAUGCCAUUGGAUGGAUGGAUGGAUGGCUGUCUGGAUGGCUGGCGGUCGAUCGGCGACGGCUGUCUCUCUGUUCGCUUCUUGCAUGCCAUGUGGUGUGGGUGGGGUGGCUGUGUGAGAAGCAGGGGAGGGGGACGGCCUGGCUCAGUUUGUUCGUUCCUUUUG